UGUAAUCAUGGCGUCAGAACGGUAUAGUUUUUCCCUUACAACUUUCAGUCCGUCAGGAAAAUUAGUGCAAAUCGAAUAUGCUUUAGCCGCUGUGGCCGCCGGAGGCACCUCCGUUGGCAUUAAAGCUUCCAAUGGGGUUGUUAUCGCCACUGAGAACAAGCACAAGAGUAUUUUGUAUGAUGAGCACAGUGUGAACAAAGUCGAAAUGAUCACAGGACAUAUAGGCAUGGUGUAUUCCGGCAUGGGCCCCGAUUACCGUCUUCUAGUCACUCAGGCCCGCAAGAUGGCGCAGCAGUAUUAUCUGAUGUACCACGAACCGAUACCCACGGCUCAGCUCGUGCAACGAGUAGCGACGGUCAUGCAAGAGUACACACAGUCUGGCGGUGUCCGUCCAUUCGGUGUAUCCCUAUUGAUCUGCGGUUGGGACGGUGAUCGACCCUACCUGUUCCAGUGUGACCCGUCCGGUGCUUACUUCGCUUGGAAGGCAACCGCUAUGGGCAAGAAUUUCAACAAUGGAAAGACAUUCCUCGAGAAAAGGUAUACAGAAGACUUGGAGUUAGAUGACGCUGUGCAUACAGCGAUUCUGACCCUCAAGGAAGGCUUCGAAGGACAGAUGACAGCAGACAAUAUAGAGGUCGGCAUAUGCGACGCCGCCGGCUUUCGUCGCCUAGAGCCUGCGCACGUGAAGGAUUAUCUCGCCAACAUACCGUAAAUGAUUUGUGAAUAUACAGCUGAUGAGUUUUUAAUAAAUAAGCC
Molecule: messenger RNA, 756 nt
Organism: Chilo suppressalis (striped riceborer)
Lineage: Eukaryota; Metazoa; Arthropoda; Insecta; Lepidoptera; Crambidae
Source: the annotation of a GenBank genome assembly